Notothenia coriiceps (black rockcod) is the source of this 2167-nucleotide messenger RNA. RefSeq lists its product as uncharacterized. The transcript is spliced from 12 exons. Bases 66 to 1289 code for a protein of 407 amino acids. Lineage: Eukaryota; Metazoa; Chordata; Actinopteri; Perciformes; Nototheniidae. The record is from RefSeq and is a predicted model, not a curated record.
CUGUGAUGAAGGUCUUCACUACCUGUGUGAGUUAGGACCCCACGGCUGUGAAGACUUGUCCUAAUAUGCAAACUGCAGGGGAUGGAGUGAAAGCCCAGCCCUGGAGGAGGAAGGCAAUGCAUGAUGGAAGUCCAGACCCGGACCAAGAGGCCAAGGCCCGGCAUCAGGCUCAGCUGGAGCAGCGCCAUCUAGAGGCCUACAGGAACAUGCACCGCCUCAGAUAUGCUCUCUGUCGCCGCUAUGCUGCCCUGCUCUCAGACAAGGGCUGCUCCCAGAGAGCACUGCUGCAGCAGAGAGAAGAGGCAGCCAGAGGCAAGUCAGAGAGUGAGGCUCAGCAGAAACAAAAUAAGUUGUCCUUUUCCAAGCUGCUGCACGAUGAAUCAUACCUGAAGCCCCUCCCUAAAACCAGCUAUUACCUGAUCUUUGACCUCCAGAGGCAGUUAUCUAAGCAUGGACAUUUGAAAACCCACCACGACUUGGAGGACUUUUAUAGGGGCAUCAAAUAUAACCGUCACCCAGUACAGCUGUAUAAAAGUCUGGAGGAUGUCAAGAAAAGGAUGUUGGAAAGCAGACCUGCAGCUGGUUUGAUGACCGACAACAAAUCAGAAAAAUAUCCCCACACCGCUGAAGAUAGAGGACAUGAAUGCCACUCCAGGAGGAGAAUACCUACACUGUCACACAUCCCAGCUGUAAGCAAGUUGACCAGAUUACAGAUAUUAGAGCAUAAGUCUGGAUCAGGAGAGGCCUUUGCGGAGCUGAUCUUUGGUGGCAGCCAGGAGAAGGAGCAAACUGAGCAAAUGUUUCCCAAGAUUACCCCUGAGAUUCCUGAGAAGAGCAAGAAAGCAGAGAUUGACUUGAGACAGCUUAGACAUAUGCAUGAUCUUUGUUGGACCAACAUGGCUUUCUCCCAAAGACUGCUGGACAGGGAGACAGACUCUCUGAGCUGGCAGGAGGAGCGAGGCAACCAAGAUUUGACGCUUCCAAGUGUUGACUCCAAACAAGGGAAGACGAGCCAAACCAACCAGGCGCCUCUCUGCUCUCCAAAACAGCAAAGCAGUGUCCGGAAAGACCGGCCCUCUUGUUCCCCACCUCUGAGCAGAGUGACCUCAGCCAGGUGCAUAAAAACACCUUUCAUAUUUAUUUAUUGGAGAAUAAUGCCUGAUUUUUCAGCGUGUGUUUUCUUGGCAGACAUCCAUGUCUUGAGACUCUGGUUUGGGACACAGCAACAUGCUGUCGGAAAACACCUGAUCCCUUAUCCAUUGAAGACGUGUGUCAACAAGAGCAUGUAGAGAUAAUUGAUUGUGGAUUUAAGCUAUGGAGGAACUAUAAGGUCAACCCAGAUCACUGAAGAUAAAGCAAUUACCUCUGUAGAGAAAAUGUGCAAAUAUGAGUCUGUCAGUUCAUAUGGCAAUUCUACAAAACAACAUUACUAUAUUAAAUGAUUUUGAUAUGUCAAUUGUUGAUUUUCUUCUAUAAUGAUGGCAGUGUCCUUAUUCAUUGGGUUUGCUGAAAUAUAAAAGUUAUACUAUAAUGACGUUCGUUCUUCUGUGAGACUGGGUUGAACCAGUUCAAUUGUUAUAAGAAUUGCUGUUAAAAUGAUGAAGUUUCAAUGCAGGCAAUUUGUUCUUUUAAGUGACACACAAUUGUUCACGAUUUAGUAAAUGCAAUUUAGUAAAUUGUUUUAUUUUUGUCAAUUCAUAAUACUAGAGGAACUUUGACUUGUUGAUACUUAGUUGUCACCCACUUACACAGGAGUGAAACAGUUCCAGGUUUAGCAACAUUUAUAUAUUUAAAGUAAUCUGGGGUCAAUUCUGAUCCUUUUAGGAACAAAGAGCAGCUCAGCACACAGUGGCUGUGCUUUCUGCAGGUGUGGCUUUGAUCUAAGUGUCAAUGUUUACAGGUUGAUGUAAUAAAGAAGGUUAAACUGCUUUAUUCAAAAUCCUGUAGUCCUCAAUGUAUGGCCCUCUCAGCCAAUCCCUGGCAAGCCCGCAAAGAUCAAAGAGGAGAGGAGCCAACCAUGUCCGCCCCAAACACCCAUCCCGAGCCUAGCUUCACACUAUAUAUCUGGGAGCUGUCCAUGAAGUCCAGAGACCUCAGAUAACUGAGUGUGGAGACGCAGGAACAGGAGAGAUAUUUCGUUUUUUUAAAUAAGACCUGUGAUUACAUA